UUCUUCUCUCAUCUUUCUAAAGCAAACCAAUACGAAAGCAAACUCUCUGCCAUUUAUUUAUACAUUUGUCUAUUUAUCUGAAAUUUUCUCUUUUAUAAUUAGCCAACGCCUGCCAUUUUUGUUUUCUGUUUUCAUUUGUGCAUAAUAAGUUUGAUUUAUCUAUCUAACUAUCUGCAAUGGCCGAAAUGAAAGAUGCCCACAUUGUAGAAAUCCCAGUAGAUGAAGAGCAACAGCACAAACUCUUGUCUGCCAUGAACACAAUCUCGGCGGCAAUCCAACACCACCCACUAAUGGAAAUCUCUGAGAGCCCCGGCCAUCUCUUGCUCCUUAAACUCUGGCAAAGAGAAGAGGACAUUUUCGGCCGGCGCAUCGCCCUUAAAGAGACUAGAUUGGACUCUAUCAAAAGAGAACUUUUCCAACUGUGCUGUUUCUUUUUCAUCUUUCAUGGGUUUUUCUUGACCAUCCUGUUUAACUCUUCGGUUAACUCCCAAGAGGAGGAUACUUCCCACACUUGCAUGAAAUGGUGGAUACCUGGUCUUUUAUCUGUCUCGACCUCGCUUGUGUUUGUGUUCUUGGUGCAGGUGAAGCUUUGGAGGUUUUGGAAGGUGUGGAAGCAGUUGCAGAGGGAGAGGACCGAUAGCCGGGCGGUCACGAGGUGUAUUCAGGAGUUGAGGAUGAAGGGGGCUAGCUUUGAUUUGUCUAAGGAGCCUCAUAGUGGAAAGAGGAUGAAGAGCUCGAGCGUCGAGAUCAAAUGGAAGCCGCUUACUUGGUUUUCUCGGUAUCUGAUAACCAUCGCUCUUGUUUGCUUUGCAGGUUUGGUAUUUCCGGCUACCAAGUUUAUCCUUUGCGGCUUCUGAUCGUUGGAAUUUUUCGUUUACUGGCGUUGUCUGUUAGAUCGUUCAAGGCUGUGAUGUUGGAGAAUGGGAACAAAAUGGAGCUGUGAGAUCAAUCUUCCAGUGUCGAAGUAAUAAGAACUUGUCAUUGCCAUUAUAAUUUAUAUCCAUUAUAUGCUUCCUUUACUAGAUUUGUCCUACUUUUAUGCAGUAUUUAUGAAGAAUUUCGGCAAUAUUUAUGAAGAUGAUAAUGGUAGAGAUCUGAGUCCAUUGCUUCGGUUCAAUCUCUCCUAGGGGAUGAAGCCUCUUCGGUCCGAUAAUUAUUAGUAUUCAUAAAACAAGCAAAUUUAUGCACCGUUGGAAGUUCUGAUUACACAUCCGGCCUGAAAGCUGAAGAAAUUGAUCAGAUUCUUCCCAUCUCUAAAUUCUGCUGCAGAUUCCAAUGAGAGCUGCUGCCUGAGUGAGCGGAAUUGUGAUAGCUAAAUCACACAUUUAAGAUUACUCUGCAAUUCAGUGUGCCCUGAUCCCGAAUACUUCAGCCAGAAAAAUUAUACUCCAGAUUUGGUGCCAGAAUUCUUUUACUUGGCGCAGCUAUCUUGGCCUCAAACCAGAGACCUAGUCCGUGAAGCAAAUCAGUCCAACCAAUUAGGAUAGAAUCAAUAGAUUCCUUUUUCAGGAGCGACUCUUCCUUCCCAAACGCAGCAUUACAACUCUCCGGUGUAUUAGCUAGAAAGCUUUUACAGUCCAUCGUUAAUGGAGGUCUUGUAUAACAAUUUAAUUAGGAUGUUCCUAGUAAGCAACACUGCCUGUGUGCUCACUUCUUGCUUUACAAUAAAUUUAGUUAUUCUAAAUUCCAUGC
Corylus avellana is the source of this 1692-nucleotide messenger RNA. RefSeq names its product RNA polymerase II elongation factor. NCBI's taxonomy places the organism in Eukaryota, Viridiplantae, Streptophyta, Magnoliopsida, Fagales, Betulaceae. The record is from RefSeq and is a predicted model, not a curated record.